UUUUUUUUUUUUUUUCUUUAUCUUGUUUAUUUUUUAUCUCUUUUCUUCUUUAUCACAAGGCAUAACCCUGGGAUUUGAUGAUCUAUACAAACCAACUUGUUAAAACAACUCUUAGAUCGAAAUGGGUCUCUCUUGUGCCAAAACAGAUCGUAUGUUAUACGACCACCACCAAAGUCGCCUCUGCCACACAAGCAAUGCCUAUAGCAGACGAACCUCUUACUAACAACAACACGACCUGGCAACAAGCUGUACAACAAGCACAAAAAUUAGUAGUAGACGAAUCAACCAUUGAUCCUAUUGCUUUAGUAGGUCCUGAUCUCGGAGAUUUGAAGUCAAAUAUUGGCAAACUUCUAGGUAGUCAACAUCCUUUUGUCAAUACAGUAGCACAACAUUAUUUUAGUGGACAAGGCAAACAUCUUCGACCCUUACUUGUUUUACUCAUGUCACAAGCAACCAGUGUUACCGUAUCUCAUACAACAAGGAUAAUGGAUUUCCAAUCAAUAGAUCAACCUAUUUCACAUGGUUUGGAGAAUAUGACACCUAGUAGUUUAUUUAAUCUUCAACAACACUAUACACCUAAUCGAACACAUGGUGGAUGUAUCGUAUUACCUACACAACGACGACUGGCAGAAAUCACGGAAAUGAUCCAUACAGCAAGUCUUCUUCACGAUGAUGUCAUUGAUGCUUCACUGACACGACGGAACCUUCCUUCAGCAAAUGCAAGUUUUGGUAACAAAAUGGCAGUGCUUGGAGGUGAUUUCUUAUUGGCGCGUGCUUCUUUGACAUUGGCUCGACUUCGUAAUGCAGAAUGUAUGGAAAUCAUGGCCACUUGUAUUGCCAAUUUGGUUGAAGGUGAAUUUAUGCAAUUGAAAAAUACAUCCUCAUCAACAACAACAUCCAUCAAUGCAACUGAAGAUGGUAUGGUAUCAAAGGAAAAGAAAUCAACAUUUGAUCAUUAUAUGGACAAGACUUAUAUGAAAACUGGAAGUUUGAUUGCUCAAAGUUGUAAAGCAACUGCUGUAUUGGGUGGAUGUUCGGAUCAAGUGAAACAAUUAGCUUUUGAUUUUGGAAGACAUAUUGGUUUAGCUUUCCAGUUGAUUGAUGAUAUGUUGGAUUUUACGGUAUCAGCAGCCGAUUUAGGUAAACCAGCAGGAGCAGAUUUGAAAUUAGGAUUAGCAACGGCACCAGUAUUAUUUGCUUGGGAAGAAUACCCUCAAUUGGAAGAUCUUAUCAGACGAAAAUUCAACAAGAAAGGUGAUGCUGAAAAGGCACGACUUCUUGUAUACCAAAGUAAUGGAUUGAAAAGAACAAUGGCAUUGGCAGAAAAACAUUGUCAACUUGCUAUUGAUGCUAUUCAACAAUUACCACCUUCGGAUGCUCAGGCAGCUUUGAUUCAAUUAUCUCGUAAAUCUUUAACUAGGAAAUCAUAGAAAUAGACUAUUAUAGAAAAAUCAUUCUUUGUAUACAUUUUUUUUUUUCUUUACUCUUUUGUAUUCUUAGACAUAUAUAUCAAUAAAUAAAAAAGCAAAAUUGACUCUUU
This is a messenger RNA of Halteromyces radiatus, 1540 nucleotides long. RefSeq names its product isoprenoid synthase domain-containing protein. The transcript has 3 exons. Gene Ontology annotation, cellular component: transferase complex. The coding region runs from base 78 to 1430 and encodes 450 amino acids. The record is from RefSeq and is a predicted model, not a curated record. Gene Ontology annotation, biological process: isoprenoid biosynthetic process; ubiquinone biosynthetic process. Gene Ontology annotation, molecular function: prenyltransferase activity. Lineage: Eukaryota; Fungi; Mucoromycota; Mucoromycetes; Mucorales; Cunninghamellaceae.